Messenger RNA from Pongo pygmaeus (Bornean orangutan), 2466 nucleotides. RefSeq names its product UTP11 small subunit processome component (gene UTP11). Bases 98 to 883 code for a protein of 261 amino acids. The record is from RefSeq and is a predicted model, not a curated record. Gene Ontology annotation, cellular component: nucleolus; small-subunit processome. The transcript is spliced from 7 exons. Gene Ontology annotation, biological process: rRNA processing. Lineage: Eukaryota; Metazoa; Chordata; Mammalia; Primates; Hominidae.
GCGGCUAGGCCUAUUUCCGGUAGGAAUCAGUGGACUUGGCGGCAGAGGCAGUGCGGAUCCGGCAUUGUCCACUGAGCUUUUCCAGGGCUGUACAGACAUGGCGGCGGCUUUUCGGAAGGCGGCUAAGUCCCAGCAGCGGGAACACAGAGAGCGAAGCCAGCCUGGCUUUCGAAAACAUCUGGGCCUGCUGGAGAAAAAGAAAGAUUACAAACUUCGUGCAGAUGACUACCGUAAAAAACAAGAAUACCUCAGAGCUCUCCGGAAGAAGGCUCUUGAAAAAAAUCCAGAUGAAUUCUACUACAAAAUGACUCGGGUUAAACUCCAGGAUGGAGUACAUAUUAUUAAGGAGACUAAGGAAGAAGUAACCCCAGAACAACUAAAGCUGAUGAGAACUCAGGACGUCAAAUAUAUAGAAAUGAAGAGGGUUGCAGAAGCUAAGAAAAUUGAAAGACUAAAAUCAGAGCUCCAUCUGCUGGAUUUCCAGGGGAAGCAACAGAACAAGCAUGUGUUCUUUUUUGACACCAAAAAGGAAGUUGAACAGUUUGACGUCGCAACUCACCUGCAGACAGCCCCGGAGCUAGUCGACAGAGUCUUUAAUAGGCCCAGGAUAGAGACCUUGCAGAAAGAAAAAGUGAAAGGAGUUACCAAUCAGACUGGACUUAAGCGAAUAGCUAAAGAAAGGCAAAAGCAGUAUAACUGCCUGACACAGCGGAUUGAACGAGAGAAGAAAUUGUUCGUUAUUGCUCAGAAAAUUCAAACACGCAAAGAUCUUAUGGUGAGGAGAGAGAGCCUUAGGCCUCUUUUUUUUUUUUUCCCCCUUUUCUUUCUUGUAAAGGUCUUAACUCAGACUGGAUUUCAGCUGUGUGUAAAUCAACCCCGGUGAAAAUGUCUGCUCCUCAGGGGCAGUGGUUUGAGCCAGUGUCUGUUACUCUGACAGUGUUGAAAUGCGCCUUGAUUAAGAAGGUAAUAAGGGGGUUAUUAGUCAGUGCUUUGGAACAGCAAAGGGUAGGAUCGGGUAGCAUAUGAACUUUAUAGCUUAUGAGCAGCUCCCGUAACAUUUAAACAGGUUAACAAAACAGUGCAUGUCACUCAUUGGUGUUUAAAAAUAGACAACAUUGUGUAGUUAAAUAGCAGAGCUGAGGAAUAUAAGAUGCCUCUUUCAUAUUCUUAUCAUUCCUCUAAAUGUCAAAUUCUUUAGCUUUGUAGAUCAUUUAGGUCAGCCUUUCUCAACUGGGGUUCCGUGAGAGAAUUAAAAUUAUAAUUUUAAAUGAAACAACUACUUGAACACCUUUCUUCUCAAUUUUCCUAGGACUGUACACAGCUAGUACUUUCUAGAUGCCUAGGAGAGAAGUUAAUUCAUUGCCUACAGUGGAUGCCUUGGGCAGUAGGGCUGUGUCUGUUCUCAACUUUGAGAAGGGCUGAAACAGGUGCUAAUAGGUAGUUUAUUAACCUUUCGAUUUUACAAAACCAUUUCCUUCUCUUUACUGAUCACCUUUUUACUCUUUUGUAGGAUAAAACUCAGAAAGUGAAGGUGAAGAAAGAAACGGUGAACUCCCCAGCUAUUUAUAAAUUUCAGAGUCGUCGAAAACGUUGACAUGUUAUAGAUAAGCCUUGUCAUUCUGCAUCAAAAAUCUGUUGUCUUUUUCUAGUAACUUCAAAUUCCAUUACUCCAAAUGGCAUGGUUUUCCGGUUUGUAACCGUAACUAAGUUGUCAGUCUGACAUUUAAUGUCUUUCUAUGGACAACAAUAAAUCUCCCUCCCUUCUGUAAUUGUUUUUGGAUUGUGAAAUUAGUCUUAUUUUUAUAUACUUAAUUUUUUUUUUCUUUGAGAUAAGGUCUUUGUUGCCAGGCUGGAAAUGCAGUGUGUGAUCAUGGCUCACUGCAACUUUGAACUCCUGGGCUCAAGUGAUCUUCCUGCCUCAGCCUCUUGAGUAGCUGGGACCACAGACAUGUGCCACCAUGUCUGAGCAAUGUUUAAAUUUUCUGUAGAGACCAGGUUUUUCCAUGUUGGCCAGGCUGGUUUUGAACUCCUGGCCUCAAGCAAUCCUCCCACCUUGGCCUCCCAAAGGGCUGGGAUUACAGGGAUGAGCCACUAUGCCCAGCCCAUAAUUUUUUUUGUUAUGAAACAUAGGAUCUCAUUACAGCAGAUUUGGAAACUAGAUUGAUUCAUUCCUAAUCCCAGUGCUUAUUCAAUAAUAACAAAUAUUUAUUGCAUGCUUAACUAUGCUAGGAGCUGGAGCUGUGGAGGUGGACAAUUACUGUGAGUAGUCUAGUUGAUUUCCUCCAUUUUGUAAAAUGAGGCAUCACUUUUUGUCCAUGUUUUUGUGUUUUAUAGUUACAGUAAACACUUUGAUGUCCUACUUUUUAAUUAAAUCAUUAGCUCUUUCCCAGUUUGUUACAUCACAAAAAUUUUUUACAGUAAUAUAUGCUAGAGUAAACAUUAAAAUAAAUAUUUUUAAUGAUUGCA